Molecule: messenger RNA, 1134 nt
Organism: Lycium ferocissimum
Lineage: Eukaryota; Viridiplantae; Streptophyta; Magnoliopsida; Solanales; Solanaceae
Product: J protein JJJ2-like
Exons: 1
Coding region: 1-1134 (377 amino acids)
Source: RefSeq, a predicted model, not a curated record
AUGCCAAGUUCAAGUUCUAACAGCAUACAGGUGGUGAAAGCCAGAGUAUCCACUCACAAUGGGGUACCAGCUGUUAUCUUUAAAGCCAAAGAAUUUUAUGGUGCUAUGACACAUCACUGCAGACUGACUCUUGUUGGUAAGUUUCUCAAAAGUAGACAUACUAUUGAAAAGAUUAGAAGUGCUUUUGCUGAGAAAAUUUCAACCAAAAGGACUGUUAAUAUUGGGGCUUUUGAUUUCAGAACUGUUUUCAUGGAUUUUAAAUGUGAACAAGACUAUAAAAAUGUAUUUUUUAGAAGAAUGGUUGAGAUUGAUGAACAACAAAUGUGGCUUGAGCAAUGGACUCCGGAUUUUAAAUCGGAUGAAGAUGCUCCUUUUGCACCAGUUUGGGUAUUACUUCCUGGUCUUCCAUUGAAUUGUCAUUACUGGGAUUAUAUUAAACAGAUCUUAUCCCCAGUAGGAGUCCCACAAAUGCUGGAUAAUGCUACCAUAGCUAAGAACAGACCAAGUUUAGCCAAGGCUCGAGUGAUAAUUGACUUAACUAAGCCGCGAGUGGAAAAAAUUUGGAUUGGGCUAGAAGAUGAAGAUACUCCACUUAGAGGCUUCUACCAAAAGCUUGAUUAUGAGCAAGUCCCUAAAUAUUGCAAACACUAUAAAAGAAUAGGACAUUCUCUUGAGGUAUGCAGGUGGGCAGAAAAGAAGAAGCAAGCGCAACAAAACAAGAAGAAUCAGAAGAUGGAGGAAAAAGAGCUGAGCAAAAACAAAGGGAAUGAAAGAUCUGAGGCACCUGGGGUGAAUCCUAAAAAUGCAAAAGAGAAAGACAACAACGAGAAGGCCUCCAAAAAUGCUAAGAAUGAUCAGUCGAAACAACUAAAAGGUAAUGAUAACAACAAAAAUAAUAAGAAGGAUGAGAUAGCUAUGGAAGAUCAAAGUAAUCCUCAAGUUAAUCAGAAUAACCAACAGACGACUAGAGAGGAAGCAAGCAUCACUGAGAAAAGUGAUGAUCAAGUCUCUAGAGAGAAUGUUAAUAACAACAAAGAUAAAGAACCCCCCAAGAUCCCACAAGUGACACAUGGUGAGAAAAUUGAAAGGGAGGAAGAACAGAGAGUAAAGCUAAUGCUAACAAGGAACCUAUAA